AACGAACGGCACAGAUCUCUUCAAUCUAAAACCCUAGCUUUCUUUUAAUGCUUGCUUCUAUCUAUACCGGAUCAUCCUCUCCUGCGCGACCCUAGGAGGCUGGGGGAGAAGGCAUCCUUCCGCCAACAAUGGGUGCUUACACGUACGUAUCGGAGCUAUGGAGGAAGAAGCAGUCGGAUGUGAUGCGUUUCUUGCAGAGGGUUCGAUGCUGGGAGUAUCGUCAGCUCCCUUCCAUCGUCCGCGUCACGCGCCCCACCCGCCCGGACAAAGCCCGGCGCCUCGGCUACAAGGCCAAGCAGGGGUAUGUAAUCUAUCGUGUUCGUGUUAGACGAGGAGGCCGAAAGAGGCCAGUUCCCAAAGGUAUUGUUUACGGGAAGCCUAAGAAUCAGGGUAUCACUCAACUCAAGUUCCAAAGAAACAAGAGGUCUGUAGCUGAGGAGAGAGCAGGACGGAAGUUGGGAGGUCUGAGGGUGCUGAACUCAUACUGGGUCAAUGAGGAUUCGACCUACAAAUAUUAUGAGGUCAUCCUUGUUGACGCUGCUCACAGUGCAAUACGCAAUGAUCCCAGGAUCAACUGGAUCUGCAAAGGAGUUCACAAGCACCGUGAGCUUCGUGGUCUUACUUCGGCUGGCAAGAAGUACAGAGGUCUCCGAGGGAAAGGCCAUCUGCAUCACAAGGCCAGACCAUCUCGCAGAGCAACCUGGAAGAGGAACCAGACUCUUUCUCUCCGCCGCUACCGCUAAGAUUGUGCUUUAUGAAAUGUUUGGACUCUGGCCUUUUUUAAUGGAUGCGAAGGUGGUAGAUGCGAAGGUGAUGUCGAUUUUGGUGUCUUAUAAAAUGUUGCCUGUUCGUGGUCUCUGUCUGGAAUUUUCACAACCUUCAAAUUUCGUUUUACAUCAUGCAUACACUAUAAGUCUAUAAUUACGGCUCUAUGUGGAUUUCAAAUUUAUCUUAUUUAAAACUUGAGUCAUGUGGUUAGGAUGAGGUGUGUGACAGUAUUUAACAAUCUAAUAUAAACUAUUUGUGGGUAUUCUUGAGAUUA
Messenger RNA from Phoenix dactylifera (date palm), 1042 nucleotides. Its product is annotated as large ribosomal subunit protein eL15. The record is from RefSeq and is a predicted model, not a curated record. Gene Ontology annotation, molecular function: structural constituent of ribosome; RNA binding. Gene Ontology annotation, cellular component: cytosolic large ribosomal subunit; ribosome. NCBI's taxonomy places the organism in Eukaryota, Viridiplantae, Streptophyta, Magnoliopsida, Arecales, Arecaceae. Gene Ontology annotation, biological process: cytoplasmic translation.